AUGACUCAGACCCGAGUCUUGAAUGAGGCAUGCGGCUACAUGGCCAAGGCGCUGCAGCCGAUCAUGUACCUGCAGCGGUACAUUCCUGGCAUGGAGUCUGCCGAAGUUCAGGUCCUGCCUGCUGUGGAGCAGAUUACCGUCGGGCCAUACGCGGCAGUGACGCAGGACACUGACGGUACCCAGCUGCGGUACGACAAGGACAACAUGUGGCAUGAAAGCAAAGACGAGAAGAUCGGCGAUAUCACCACGGCAAGUGUUUGGGCCUACGACGUGGUUGAUUCCUUUCGCCUGCAGUUCUCAGACGGAGGAGAGGAGCGGGGUGGUUCUUCCACAGGUGGGCAGGAAUAUUCCUACGGUCUGUCGGACAAGUACAUCACUGCCGUAACGAUGUACUUCGGGAAUCCCAGCUUCUCGUAUGCAUCGGGCGAGGUGAUCAAGAUGUCUCUGAGCUUCUCUGACGGCACCUCCACAGGGAUACCAGGUGGCCACAACCCCUCCGUCUGGGCCAAUCCCAUAGGGAUGACUGCCACUGUCGCGGAUGAUGCCUCAUAUAAAAUGGUGGGCGCCAGGCUGGGACGCAGUACGGGUCACUACUUCGGCUAUCUGGAAGCGACCUUCCAGUUCGUGGCGGUGGAUCUGUGGCAGGCUGCGGAAUCUGCAGCCACCAGCAACCUUACUACGGGAGACAGGCUGGAGAAGAACCAGGCACUUCAGUGUCCCAACCGCCAGUACAAGCUGCUCGUGGAAGAGACAGGAAAUGUUGCCAUCUACAACAUCUACGACCGCAAGACGUGGGAAACGGACACCGGCGGCCAGUGCACAGAUGACACACCGUUCCUGACGCUCCAGGAAGAUGGCAAUUUGGUGCUGUACUGUGGCACGCAGGCUAUGUGGACGACCGAGACGGAGGAUUCCACUCGCCAGCACUGCCGGGUGGCGGCAUUGGAAGUCACAGGCUAUUUCUCUUUGUACAACGUGCCGGAUCUGACUGGUGUCUGGUCCAGCUCGGGCACGAUUCCUGUUGGAUUCGGGAGGAGCAAUAUGACCAGCCCAAACGUGCUCUUUCCUGGCAUGCGUCUCGUGCAAACGACCUUCUACGACUUCACACUCUCCGAGGGUGGCAAUGUCGCCUUGAAAGAUUGGUCGCAUGGGCAGGAUCUCUGGUCUACUGGGACAUCCUGUGAUGCAGCACCGAAGGAGAUUCAGCUCAAGAUGCAGGAGGAUGGCAAUCUUGUCCUCUAUUGCGAUGGGGCUGUUGCCUUCGCCACCGGCACAGCUGCUGGGUUUUUGCUAAGGACGUUAAUCUAA
Molecule: messenger RNA, 1308 nt
Organism: Symbiodinium sp. CCMP2592
Lineage: Eukaryota; Dinophyceae; Suessiales; Symbiodiniaceae
Source: the annotation of a GenBank genome assembly